Messenger RNA from Carya illinoinensis, 1378 nucleotides. RefSeq names its product GDSL esterase/lipase At5g45670-like. Bases 92 to 1198 code for a protein of 368 amino acids. NCBI's taxonomy places the organism in Eukaryota, Viridiplantae, Streptophyta, Magnoliopsida, Fagales, Juglandaceae. The transcript is spliced from 5 exons. The record is from RefSeq and is a predicted model, not a curated record. Gene Ontology annotation, molecular function: hydrolase activity, acting on ester bonds.
UUGAAGUCCUCGAUCAUUCUCCUACUUAAACACACAAAACCUAGUAGGAUCCCUUUUCUCAUUCCAUUUUUUUUCUUUCCAACUUUCUUCAAUGGCGAAGGAGCUUCGGAAAAUGGGGGUGCAAGUGUCUGUGCUGGUGCUGGUGCUCUUGAAUUUCUGGUGCAAGGCAGCAGAAGCAGAGCCCCAAGUGCCUUGCUACUUCAUAUUCGGGGACUCUUUGGUGGAUAAUGGGAAUAACAACCAACUCCAAUCGUUGGCUAGGGCUAACUACAUGCCUUAUGGGGUUGACUUCCCCGAGGGACCCACUGGAAGGUUCUCCAAUGGUAAAACUACUGUUGAUGUCGUUGCUGAGCUUUUGGGCUUCGAUGAUUAUAUACCUCCCUAUGCAACUGCAAGAGGUCGAGACAUACUUAGAGGAGUGAAUUACGCAUCAGCAGCCGCUGGAAUCAGAGAGGAAACUGGGCGCCAACUGGGAGGCAGGAUUAGCUUCAGUGGGCAGGUGAAAAACUACCAAGACACAGUCUCACAAGUGGUGAACUUACUUGGAGAUGAAGACUCUGCUGCACAAUACCUAAGCAAAUGUAUAUACUCAAUUGGAUUGGGUAGCAAUGACUACCUUAACAACUAUUUCAUGCCCCAAUAUUACUCCACUGGCAACCAAUAUACUCCUGAUCAAUAUGCAGAUGUUCUUAUUGAACAAUAUACAGAACAACUAAAGAUCUUGUAUGACAAUGGAGCAAGGAGAAUGGUCUUGUUCGGACUGGGUCAAAUAGGUUGCAGCCCAAAUGAAUUGGCUCAAAACAGUCAGGAUGGGUCAACAUGCGUACAGAAAAUCAAUUCCGCCAACCAGAUAUUCAACAACAGAUUGAAAUCUCUUGUUACUACUCUCAACAGCAAUACGCCAGAUGCAAGAUUCAUCUAUGUAGACUCUUUUGGGAUUUUCCAAGAUAUUAUAAGCCGUCCUUCGGCUUUCGGUUUCAGUGUAACAAAUGCCGGGUGCUGUGGUGUGGGAAGGAACAAUGGGCAAAUUACAUGUCUACCUCUUCAAACUCCAUGCCAAAAUAGGGAUGAGUAUCUCUUUUGGGAUGCCUUUCAUCCAACUGAGGCAGGGAACGCCAUUGUGGCCAGGAGAGCUUACAGUGCUCAGUCUGCAACGGAUGCUUACCCGAUUGAUAUCAGACGAUUAGCCCUGCUAUGAAGAUCAUCAUGGAGAUAUUAAUGGUUGUGAUUUGGGCGAUAAUUAAGUCGAUGCAUGGAAAGUUGCUGAUAACUGUGUUUCAUUAUUAUUGUAAUUUGUAACUAUGAACCUAAAGUACUAUCAUCCGAACUCCAUUGUCCAUUUCGUGGUUUGUUCAAAUCUAUGAAGCGUGUUUAUAAA